AUGACAUUUCUGAUGAAGAGGAUAGUGCAAAUACAAGUACAUACAUGUUCCGACUAUCUUCCGCCUUCGGCGUCCUCCGGUCAAUCUUUAAAACCAAGUGGCGGACUAACUCCAAAGAAAAUAUUUAAAUCUCCAAAAAAGAAAAUCAAAAGACGUCAGCCAGAUGAAAUCGAUAUAAGGCUAUUGCAGAUUGAAGAGGAGAAGUUAAAGUGCUUUCAAGAAAGUGCAAACGAUCCUGAUGCCCAGUUGAUGAGCCUUCUACCAUUUUUAAAGGAUAUCCCUAAACAUCGUAAAUUAAUGGUACGAGCAAAAUUACAGCAAGUUCUUAUAGAUGAACAAAAUGCUAUAUCAUCUGCGGUACUGUUUGAUAGUUCUAGUGAUUCGACUCAGUACAGUGUUGAUUUUAUGUGCGUACUCGAUUCGUACGACCACGAUCGUACGUAUACUGUACGAUACGAAUUCGUGUCCAAAGUGCGCGCGGCCUUAGGAUCAUGCUUUGAUCAUAAUUCAUUGAUUCACUACGAUGAAACUUUUCCACCUGUCAGUUUGCUGUCCGGAGAACAAGCUAAUUCUAAUAUUUUACUCCCUACAGCACAAGUUAAGCUACUGACCAAGGACAAAAAGGUAAUAUUAGCAAAGGCGAUUUUAGACUCAGGUUCUCAAGCAUCACUGGCUACCGAUAGUUUAAUAAAACGGUUAGGGCUGGCCCCAACACCCAAUAGCACAAAUAUAAUUAGUGUUGGCAAUUCGCAGAACUGUGCCAAAUAUUGUAUUCCUUUGCAGAUACAAUCAACAAUUUCCUCCUAUAAGAGGACAAUUAACUUCCAUGUUGUUCAGCAAAUAACUUGCAAAUUGCCACAAAAUGAAAUUGAUAUUUCUAAAAUAAAAAUAUUUGAAGGCAUAGUGUUGGCUGACAAGGACUAUCAUGUCCCAUCCAAUAUUGAUCUACUAAUUGGUGCUGAUGUGUUUUUUCAGAUUCUGCUGCCGUCUCAGCCGGAGGUAGAGUUGCAGUCAAAUAAUUUAGUCAACACCAAAACUGGGAUUUGUCAUAGGCGGCACAAUUUGGCAACAACAGGUACCUGA
Molecule: messenger RNA, 1083 nt
Organism: Arctia plantaginis
Lineage: Eukaryota; Metazoa; Arthropoda; Insecta; Lepidoptera; Erebidae
Source: the annotation of a GenBank genome assembly